Molecule: messenger RNA, 1098 nt
Organism: Scheffersomyces amazonensis
Lineage: Eukaryota; Fungi; Ascomycota; Pichiomycetes; Serinales; Debaryomycetaceae
Exons: 1
Coding region: 1-1098 (365 amino acids)
Source: RefSeq, a predicted model, not a curated record
AUGUUUGGAAUAGUGACUAGACGUCGAUUCUCCAGUAGUAUCGCGUUACUUGGAAAAAGUUAUGGAAGAACAGUCAUUAAUCCUUCUAGUGGGUUUGAGCUUACCAAGCCCAGCUUCAUUCCCAAAUCUUGCAUAAUACUAUCUACUCCAUCAAAUAUACCUAGAGUUAUAGAGCAAGUUAUUCAAAAACUGGAAGAUGGUAUACAAUUCGUAGUAGCGGGUACCGAUUCGGUUGUUCCUAAUUCCAACCGAAACGGUAUCUCAUCUUUAUGGUUUGAUCAACCUUUGAAUAUCGUGAACUCCGUUGAGAUAGAUGAUAUUUCUAAUGACAAUUCCACCCAAAAUAAGAAUUGGUCUAAAGUUGAAUCUAACUUUAGAUUGAAAGUCCUGGAUACUAAUACGUUUGAUAUAAGUCUUGCCAAUACUUCGUUUGUUAGUGAUUUUGGUACUACUUUAUUCUACUUGGAUUCUAAAUUGGAUCAUUCGGGGAAGGCAUUAAAGGAAUUGACAGUUGAAUUACCUAAAGGAAUAGUAACUGAAUCUCUGAAAAUUCAUGAAUUUGAUCAAUGGACACCAUUAUAUGAUCACGAAUCAGAGGAACCCUUUUUGGUAACCGACUUUAAAGGUAAUUUAUUGAAAACCAUCAACAAUAAAUCUGCUUCUGGAUAUUUAGAGAACAAUUCUAAAUUGAUGGGAUUGGGAUCGAAGGAUACAGAGGUAUAUGUUAAAAUAUUUAAGGGAAAUAAUAGUUUACCAUUUAAGUAUAAAGUUGUAGCUGGAGGAGGAGGUUGGGGAGCUAAAGCUAAUAUUAUAGCAUUAUCUCCUGAAGCUAAAAUAACCAAAGGUGAUCGUAUUGAAUUCUACAUGUUGACUCCAAAUGAUAGAUUCAGCGAUGAAACUAUCCCCAUCCAAGAAUAUAUAGAUAAACUUACUAUUGAAUGUUCUUAUGAAGAAAAGGGCUACAGUAGCUACAAUGAUGAUCAAGAAAUCAUUGUUGAAAGAGCAUUUGGAGGAGGAUCAGAAGAAGAAUUUAAAUUCAAUAAUAUUAAACACCAUUCUGCUGGUGAAAGGAUAUCAAUUGACAUGGAUUAUAUAUAG